Messenger RNA from Ricinus communis (castor bean), 2009 nucleotides. RefSeq lists its product as uncharacterized. Gene Ontology annotation, biological process: proteasome-mediated ubiquitin-dependent protein catabolic process; protein autoubiquitination; protein monoubiquitination. Lineage: Eukaryota; Viridiplantae; Streptophyta; Magnoliopsida; Malpighiales; Euphorbiaceae. Gene Ontology annotation, molecular function: cyclin binding; ubiquitin conjugating enzyme binding; ubiquitin protein ligase activity. Gene Ontology annotation, cellular component: ubiquitin ligase complex; nucleus; cytosol. The transcript is spliced from 5 exons. The record is from RefSeq and is a predicted model, not a curated record. Bases 137 to 1873 code for a protein of 578 amino acids.
AUAAAAUUAAAGUUAAAUCCAAACACGACCUAAACCGGUUCAGUCUGGUUCGCGGGUGGAACCGUGAAGUUGGUUACAGUAGUCAAGUGAAAAUUGGAGCGCCAUCAAACUCGUUCUGCAAGCACAGGAAAAGAAAAUGAGUUCAGAAAACCCUAGAAAAUGGAGAUUCACAUGGGAGGCUCAAUCUCACUCACCAACUCUCAAAUUAUUACUCUUUGAUUCACAAACAAAACCUUCAAUUCAGUGCAAUAACCUCCGAGUCAAUCUAAACCUCUCACAGUCUCACCUUCUUCUGACUUGGAUUGAUGAAAAUACAGAUGAAUUCUCACUUAAGGUCCCAAUUCCUAAGGUGUUGAUUGACCCAGAUUGUCCAUUCAGUUUUAGAGCUUUGGAUGAUCACAUCGAAGCUAAGCUCGUGUUGCUUCUUCCAGUUGAUCACCCUAUCUUUACUAACUUGAGUUUGGUUGAUGAUGGAGAGAGCAAUGAUGUUUUGGACUGCUUAAAACCACUUUAUAUGGACUCUGAUCUGAAGAGUUUAUCUUCCAUGGAAGAAGUGCACUUUUACUGCAGAAGUUGCUCAACUAGAUUGACCGCAAAUCCCCUUAGACAUUUUGUGGAAUUGCCAUCAGUUAACUGGCGAGAGACAGCGGACAAUUGGUUUGGAGCUUGCUGUUGUUCAUUUGGAGGUAUAAGUGAGAAGCUGGUCAAUAGGUAUGCAGAUGCCUAUACAUGUGCAAAAGGUGUUUGCUUGUUAAGUCCUCCAGCUGUUACUCUUUGCAAAGAUGAUCUUGUAGAGUGCAAAUUUGUAGAUUGUGAUGGAAUACAAAGGAAUGAAUCCAGAAAGGAAUAUUCUGGUCCGAUUGGUUUGAGUGAAGAAAGCAUGCUAUAUCGUGGAUCUAAUCCUAAAAUUGAUGCAAGUUGUGAUAAUAAGAACGAUAGUGAGAGUGUUCUUGAUCUUGAUAUUAAUGGGACAUUGAGGUCUCAACAUAUCAAUUCUAACAACCUUUCUGAAAACGUGAAAUGUGAAGUCAAGGAGGAAGAACCUGAUGCUAAUAGAUUAUUUUGUGUGCCAUCAGCAUUGGAUCUUUCUGAAAAUGUGGCAUCAAGACCUGGAUGUUGCAAUUCAAUGCAUCAUGCACUAGAUGAUGUUGAAGUAAGCACACAUGAGGUACAUCAGCCUUCAUUGUUGGGCCAGAUAACUAGAAAAGCUAAGGAGAACAUGGCAAAUAGAAGAUCUAUUCUUAAUGGGUUUCUUGGAGGUGUUUUUAUGGCUAGAUCCUAUAAUCUUUCUAUGGAUGUCCAGUGGAAACAAUUUGUCUGUCCCCAGUGCUCCACUCUUCUUGGAGCUUAUCCUUGCGCUGAUGAUGAUGUGCCUCUAGAUGAUGGAGUUAGACUCUUUAAGUGUUAUCUUUCCACUUCUUUGCCAGUUGGUGGAUCAGCUGAUUUGUUCAGGAAAUAUAAUUUGGAGAAAAUGUUCACAAAUCAACUAGUAGAAAGUGCAAAAGACGAAUUGUCAUUCCGGACUGUAGUGAGGGAUUUGACAACCAAAAACCCAAUGCUGCAAGUAGUUCUCGUAAAUCCAAAUUCAUGGUAUUGUACUGGUAGCUGCGAAGAUGCCCAGUGCAGUGUUGAGUCGGUAUCAAAAUUAGAACUGCGACCCAUCAUCAAGCUUCUGUUUUCUAACUGUAGCAACAAUAAAGAAUCGCAAUUGAGGGUGUUACAGGAUUGGGUAUCAAAGAAUCAAGCAGAUGAGUUUUUCAUGCUGCCUCAACUAAUAGAAAAGCUGACUGAAACCAUGACAUCGGCAAAGAAUCUACUUCCACCUUCUUGUACUUUCUUCCAGAAUUUAUCCUUAUCAUUCAUGCUGAGGUAAAGGAGAGCUAUUUGUGAUAGCUCUGAACUUUUCAUUAAUGGGAUGUACUGGGAAAGCCCGUGAGAUAAUUUAAACUGGAUUGCUAGAACGCUCAUAUUUGAGUUAUUGGUAAAUGAUUGCAUUCCAUCUUUCAUCA